Bufo bufo (common toad) is the source of this 3327-nucleotide messenger RNA. Its product is annotated as collagen alpha-2(IX) chain-like. The coding region runs from base 1 to 3327 and encodes 1108 amino acids. The transcript is spliced from 47 exons. The record is from RefSeq and is a predicted model, not a curated record. NCBI's taxonomy places the organism in Eukaryota, Metazoa, Chordata, Amphibia, Anura, Bufonidae.
AUGGAAACCAUAGUUACAAAAGAACGAGGAGACACCAGCAGAAGAAUUAACACGGUUAUUCAGAGAAAAUUCGGCCAACGGAAGGAAUCUGGAAAAGCUGGGCGACAAUCGCUGUGGGUGCUUAAUGGUGGCCGUGUUGGUUGUCACCUAGCUUUGCGAAGAACAGAUACUGGUCUACAAGGUCCACCAGGGCCUCCUGGUCCACCUGGCCCUCCAGGGAUCCCGGGAUCAGAUGGCAUAGAUGGCGAGGAGGGGCCAAAGGGGCCUCCAGGAGAGCCUGGUGAGAAAGGAGAUAGGGGUGCUCGGGGAGUUAUUGGACAGUUUGGAGCAAUGGGACCAAAGGGAAACAACGGCCUACCUGGUAUUGACGGCAAGGAUGGUACCCCAGGUGUUCCUGGAUUAAAGGGUAGCCCUGGCCAAAAUGGCAUCCAUGGUUCUCCUGGCCAUCAAGGGUUACCAGGUUUACCUGGUCAGUCAGGCAGUAAAGGAGAAAUUGGACAAAAGGGAGAGCCAGGCUCUCGGGGAGAACCAGGAUUCACUGGAGCACCUGGAAAGCAGGGAGAGAGAGGUCCGUCUGGAGAAGCUGGUCCCAGGGGCAUUGUUGGAAUGAAGGGGGACCGUGGUGAAAGAGGACCAGUUGGGCCUGUCGGAGUGGAUGGGAAAGUCGGAGCAAAAGGUGAACAGGGUCCUCCUGGCAUACCAGGACCACAGGGUAUUCCUGGAGUAAAAGGAGACAAGGGCUUCCUAGGAAAGGUUGGAGGAAAAGGCGACGUGGGUGAUCCAGGAGUUGAAGGUCUAGCUGGAGAGAAAGGAGAAAAGGGUGACUCUGGUGAACCAGGCCCCAAGGGCCAGCAAGGUGUACAUGGAGAACUUGGGUAUACAGGACCAACAGGAGAUCCUGGCCAGUUUGGAAUACAAGGCCUUGCAGGCCUACCAGGUCCAAGAGGACUUAAUGGAGAGAGGGGUGUCCCUGGGAUGCCUGGACGCCCAGGAGUUCCUGGAAGAGAUGCAGGAGAUCAGCACAUAAUCGAAGUUGUUCUGAAAAUGUUGCAAGAGCAACUAGCAGCAGUAGCUGUCAGUGCCCAGAGGGAAGCCCUUGGUGGAGCUGGAAUCGUGGGACCACCUGGACCUCCAGGUCCACCAGGGCCAUCUGGAGAACAGGGAGAACAUGGACCACAUGGGCCUCGGGGUAUCCCUGGCAUUCUGGGUGUUAUGGGCCAAAUUGGAAAUACAGGACCUAAAGGUAAACGUGGAGAGAAGGGAGAUCAGGGAGAAACAGGCCGUGGACACCAAGGUCUUCCUGGACCUCCUGGAAUUCCAGGUCUCCCUGGCAUUCCUGGUCAGGCCAUUAAUGGAAAAGAUGGGGAAAGAGGCCCAGAAGGUGCUGCAGGACAACCUGGUAGACCUGGCUUGCCCGGACCAAAUGGUCUGCCAGGAUUUUGUGAAGCAGCAGCAUGUUUGGCUGCAUCUGCAUAUGCCCCAGCCUCUCUGACUGAACCUGGCACCAUCAAAGGAGGAAGCAAAGUGAACUCUGAUGGCCAGUCUGGACUUCCAGGACCAUCAGGAAAGCCAGUGAGUAUGAAUGCUUAUUUCAUCACUGUAUUGGAUUUGAUAAGUUACAAUGGUAAUCCAGGGCCUGUUGGGCUUCCUGGAGAAAUUGGAGCCACAGGACCAAAGGGCAUAAAAGGUCCUCUUGGGUCUUCAGGUCCACCUGGACCUCCUGGAAAACCAGGUCCUUCAGGGAGCAUUCUAGGCUUGGAAGGCAGUGCCGAUUUCCUGUGCCCAUCCAACUGCCCACCUGGUCCAAAGGGUCCACAAGGUCUUCAAGGGGUUAAGGGUCACAAAGGACGCCCUGGUCCACUUGGUGAGCCUGGACAACAAGGAAAAGCUGGUCCAAAAGGAGAUGUUGGUAUUUCUGGAGAACAAGGAAUUCCAGGACCCCCGGGCCCACAGGGUAUCCGUGGUUUUCCAGGAAUGACUGGACCCAAAGGAGAAACAGGACCCACCGGAUAUAAGGGGAUGAUCGGAUCAGUAGGUGCAGCAGGGAAGCCUGGCGAGGAGGGGCCAAAGGGGCCUCCAGGAGAGCCUGGUGAGAAAGGAGAUAGGGGUGCUCGGGGAGUUAUUGGACAGUUUGGAGCAAUGGGACCAAAGGGAAACAACGGCCUACCUGGUAUUGACGGCAAGGAUGGUACCCCAGGUGUUCCUGGAUUAAAGGGUAGCCCUGGCCAAAAUGGCAUCCAUGGUUCUCCUGGCCAUCAAGGGUUACCAGGUUUACCUGGUCAGUCAGGCAGUAAAGGAGAAAUUGGACAAAAGGGAGAGCCAGGCUCUCGGGGAGAACCAGGAUUCACUGGAGCACCUGGAAAGCAGGGAGAGAGAGGUCCGUCUGGAGAAGCUGGUCCCAGGGGCAUUGUUGGAAUGAAGGGGGACCGUGGUGAAAGAGGACCAGUUGGGCCUGUCGGAGUGGAUGGGAAAGUCGGAGCAAAAGGUGAACAGGGUCCUCCUGGCAUACCAGGACCACAGGGUAUUCCUGGAGUAAAAGGAGACAAGGGCUUCCUAGGAAAGGUUGGAGGAAAAGGCGACGUGGGUGAUCCAGGAGUUGAAGGUCUAGCUGGAGAGAAAGGAGAAAAGGGUGACUCUGGUGAACCAGGCCCCAAGGGCCAGCAAGGUGUACAUGGAGAACUUGGGUAUACAGGACCAACAGGAGAUCCUGGCCAGUUUGGAAUACAAGGCCUUGCAGGCCUACCAGGUCCAAGAGGACUUAAUGGAGAGAGGGGUGUCCCUGGGAUGCCUGGACGCCCAGGAGUUCCUGGAAGAGAUGCAGGAGAUCAGCACAUAAUCGAAGUUGUUCUGAAAAUGUUGCAAGAGCAACUAGCAGCAGUAGCUGUCAGUGCCCAGAGGGAAGCCCUUGGUGGAGCUGGAAUCGUGGGACCACCUGGACCUCCAGGUCCACCAGGGCCAUCUGGAGAACAGGGAGAACAUGGACCACAUGGGCCUCGGGGUAUCCCUGGCAUUCUGGGUGUUAUGGGCCAAAUUGGAAAUACAGGACCUAAAGGUAAACGUGGAGAGAAGGGAGAUCAGGGAGAAACAGGCCGUGGACACCAAGGUCUUCCUGGACCUCCUGGAAUUCCAGGUCUCCCUGGCAUUCCUGGUCAGGCCAUUAAUGGAAAAGAUGGGGAAAGAGGCCCAGAAGGUGCUGCAGGACAACCUGGUAGACCUGGCUUGCCCGGACCAAAUGGUCUGCCAGGAUUUUGUGAAGCAGCAGCAUGUUUGGCUGCAUCUGCAUAUGCCCCAGCCUCUCUGACUGAACCUGGCACCAUCAAAGGUUAA